CCAUGUUCCGCCAUCCAUCUGGACCGUUCCCGGCUGCCCAAGACGACAGUGGUAGCACUGCUCAGGAAAGUAUAGAGAGACUGAUCGAUGACAACACGGUAUUCAACAAACCUGAAGACUCCGAUAUCAUCACCGAAUAUCAUGGCAUCAAGACUUAUGCUCAUCGUGCCAUCCUACGCAUGUGCUCGCCCUUCUUUGAGCGUGUCUUCCAAUCUCAGUGGCCUGGUCCAGUCUUCUCUCUCGGUGACGACGAUGACCCUCUGAUCGUUGACGCAAUGCUCCGCCACACGUACAACCUACCCUACGACCAGUCUCUGAAGUCCAAAGUCUCCAACGCCUACGACAUCUACAAACUCCACUUUGAUCUGUUCAUGCUGGCCGACAAGUAUGACUGUCCAUCCCUACGCCGCGAUGCUGUGGCCAACUUCCGUCGUGCUGCGGACAAGUCCGACAUGAACAGCAAACUCUCACUCAUGAUGCUCAUCCCGGAUCUCUGUGGCCCUGAUGCCCGCCACACCGCCGACUCUGCUCUUCGUGAUGAAGUCUUGGACUUCUGCGCUCUGAACUAUGCUCAGAUGUUCNGGCGCUCUGCGUUCCAGGAAGAGCUGAAGGACGGAAGGAUGNUCGAUGCAGAUGCCAUGACCAAGCUACUCGGCAUGAUUGGAGCGAUUUCGUUGAAGAAGCACGCCGACCCCCACGUCUCAGCCCGCUUUCCAAUCCCAAAGAACUUGCCGUGCGGCAUCUUUGGCACA
Aureobasidium vineae is the source of this 752-nucleotide messenger RNA. The record is from the annotation of a GenBank genome assembly. NCBI's taxonomy places the organism in Eukaryota, Fungi, Ascomycota, Dothideomycetes, Dothideales, Saccotheciaceae.